GCAGCGCACCACCUACCCGCAACAGCGAGCACGCCGCCGCACGCCGCCGCCCUCGCCCGCUCCGCUGCCGCCGCCACGCCGCCCGCCGGGGCAGCGCCUCCUGCCAAUGCGCCCAUCCCGCCCGGAUUGCGAUGGCUCGUGCGCGGCCAGUUUGACUCCAACCCGUGCCGCUCGACGUGCAUGCUCAACCCGGUGUACGAUCUGCUCCCGCGCAUGGAGUGGGUGCGUGCCUCGGGCAUCUGCCAGUCGCCCUCCGACUUUGCCUACGAUGAGGCCUCCGAUUCGCUCUGCUGCCCCUCGCCUAACUAUUGCUGCCCCAACUCGCUCGCGUCGUGCGCGCACCCCGACGCGGUGCUCUUCGACGCCAUCUCCGCCAACGUCUCGCGCGACGCCAUCGCGCAGCUCUGGCCGCUCACGCAGGGCCGGCCGCGACGAUGGCUCAUGACGCCACGCUCCAUGCGCUAUGUUGCGGGCGUGUGGCGGCAGGCCGCUGCCGACGCCGAGGGCGCUGCACGUGUGCGCACGCUCUCGCCCUUCCACGCACGCAGCCUGCGCGCACCGCCGAGGUUGCGCGAGGCCGCCGCCGUCCUCGAGCAGCAAGCCGCCGCGACGAGCGAAGGCGGCCCGUGCGCCGCCGGUGCGUCGGAUCGGACGCCCUUUUGUCGCGGGUGAGGAUCGGGCGACCUCCGAUAGACCUGAGGUGAAGAGGCCUGGACCACAAGGCGUGGAGUCAAACAGAUUUUAUCCCCGGGUCGCGGAACCGGCGGUCCGCGGUCCCCGGGAGCGGUUCCGCUUCCGGGCGCGCCGGCGCCGGCGCGCCGCGGGCGCGGCGCGCCGCCACCGGGCGCGCGGCGGCGCGGAGCGGGCCCGCCUGCUGACUAGUCUGCUUAUGUUCUCAGGUCAGUCAGUACACUGGCAUGACCCAAUUCCACGCGUCUCCCGACCCGGGCCGCUGCAUGGCCAGCGGCCACGGCGUCUGCUGACCCAGCACACGCCGGCGCAUCACUGCCGCGCUCGCCGCCGGGCCGCGCAGCUCUCCACACUCCAGCAGCCGCGCGCUGCCUAGACAGUAACACACGCGACCGCUGCUGAUGGGCCCACACACGGCGCAUUGCGGCCCGCCGUCGGUGGGGCACUCCCGUGGUCCCGAGGGCACGGUGCCUCUCAUCCCGGCAGUCGCAUGCGCGCAGCUCAUGGGUCGGCCGACCGCAGCCCCCCCGCGCGCCCAACACUGCGAGCGGGGCGCGCUUCUAAAGUCAAAACACCAACACUGCAAGUGAGUGUCAGAGUGUCGGAACUCGGUGGGAGCAUCCGUCAUCAUUCCCGUUCACACUCGCUCGAAAAAGUGAAAUUUCGUUUCACAUG
Messenger RNA from Emiliania huxleyi CCMP1516, 1365 nucleotides. RefSeq lists its product as hypothetical. The transcript has a single exon. The record is from RefSeq and is a predicted model, not a curated record. Lineage: Eukaryota; Haptophyta; Isochrysidales; Noelaerhabdaceae. The coding region runs from base 464 to 1066 and encodes 200 amino acids.